AUGAGUUUGAAUGAUUAGGAAUAUAUGAAUGACUAUCUGAUUAAUCAUAAAACGUAAAACAACUCUAACUUAAAUACUACAAAACUAACUGAAAUUUCACAAAUCAUGAAUUGUAUAGACCAAAAGUAAAAUUAUCCUAUUUUUUAAACACUAGAAAAUCCUUCUCCAUUACUUGCGAGCAAUUAUAAGGAUAAUAAUGAGUAGUUAUUGCAGUAAAUAGAAGGUACUCCAUAUAACUUGAUGAAUUUGAAUUUUCCUUAGAACAAUAGCAAUCUAAGCUCUUUGCCACACACUGAAAUGAAAACUGAUUAACAUCCUUAUUUUAGUAAUAUUUCACCUGUUUCCAGAUUUUAGACAAAAAUUAGUAUUAUGGGUAAAUAGUGCCCAGUUACAGGAUCUGCUAGAUCAUCUUAAAUAACUCCAAGUAACAGCAGUAGUGUUUUAUAAUAGAAUAAUUUAACAAAUCCUUUUACUCCAUCUAACAUAUUACCAAACAAAAAUCAUCUAUAUACAGGACCUUAAACAAGUAGCUUUAUUUAAAAUGGCAAUAAUACAAAUAAUAGUAGUCACUCAAGUGUUAGCAAUAGUAGAUUAAAUAUAAAUAGAAAUAAUAUAGACAGCAUUAAGGGUGAUGAAAAUUAGUAUAGCCUCAGUAAUAAUAUUAACUUUAAUAAUACUAAUUUGAUUAGCUAGCCUUUGAGCUUUAAUAAAUAUUAGCUUAGCUAAAAUAACAAUAAAUUAUUCUUUAAAAAUGAGCUAAGUCCUAAUUAAAAACAGAAUGCAAGCACAAUAAAAUUAUUAGCAAAGAUAAAAAAUUAAGAUGAGCUUAACUACUAGAGCGAGAUGGUUUAAGUUGAUUAGUAUCUUUCUAAAGUCUAUAACUAAAAGAUGAAUAGCAGCAGAGAAGAAGAUCCUCCUAAUUUUGGUGCUAUUUUGGCAAAAAGAACUUCUCCUCCUUUAAAAGGAAAAAACAUUCAAAAUUCUAAAUCAAGUGCUUUGAAUUCUAAUAAUUCACAGAAUCAGAGUGGAAUUUUAUAAUUUACUACAAUUUAAUCUUAAAAUAACCUAUUAAACGCCAAUAAUAAUUCUAUUUCAGGUCUGGCAAAUAAUUAAAGUGCUGCAUAUACACAGAUAAAUAAUUUUUAAAAUAGUUCUUAGAAAUAUUUAAUGAAUAAUUUAAAUCAUCAAUCUGUCCUUAAUUAAACAAGCGAUAGCUUAAAGAACAAAAGUGCUUUUGGUGUUUUUGGCUUGAAGGACGAAAGAAGCAUACAAGAAAGCAAAGCUUACUUGCAAGCAAUGAGAGCUCUUCAAGAGAGAAUCAAAGAGCUCGAGAAGUAGCUUUCUCUGAAGAGUGAAAAUGAAAUAAGAUUGCAUGUUGAGAGUUAAUUUUAAUAGAGUCUUGAAGAGAGUAGUGAGAUUAUAGAAAAUUUAAAUAAUAAAAACAUAAUCCUUGAAGAAUAGAUAGGUCAUUUAUUAAAUGAGAUUUAGCAAUAUAAAAAUGUAAUAAAUGAAAGAGAAAAGGAAUUCUAGUAAUAAAGAGAAGAGUGGCUAAAGGGUAACUCAGAAAGAAAUGCUAUAAUUGAAUCUCACAUAUAAAAAUAAUCUUAGCUUAGCACACAACUGUAGGAAGAAAUAGAAAGAAAUCAUUAGCUUUAAAUUGAAAUAAACGAAACUUAAUAAAAAUGGUAGUUACUUCACCAAGAGCAUUAAUUGAUAGAAGCAAAGAGAAUCGAACAAUUGCAAAGAGAUUUUGAUGAUGAAAAAAGUUAACAUAAUGAACUGAAAGGUUUAUGUGUUAAGAGUUCUGAGGAAAUAGAAACUCUUCUUGCCUAGAACAAAGCUCUGGAUCACAAGCUCUAAAUAAGAGAAAAAGAAUUUGAUGAGUACAGAAUAUAAUAUAAUUAAGGACACGUGGAUUUGCUUAAAGAUCAAAUAAGAGAGUAAAAAGAAUAUCUUGAUAAGAUAGAAGAUAAAAUAAAAUAGAAUUAUGAGUCUAAAUUGUAAUAAUUAGAAUCAGAACUAAACAAUUAACGAUAAGUAGAAAAGCAGCUUAGAAAUGAGAUAAAAGAAAUGUAAAAAAAUAAACUUUAAAAGUAAAUAGAUUAAUUUAAUUAAAGUAUUAAUUCACCUAGUUCGAAUAAUAAAUUAAUUAAUAAUUAAAGUGUCCUUUAAAAUAACCAAAGACUAAACUAAAAUAAUGCUAUUGCUAAUGAUGCUAAUUCGAUAACUAGUAAUGAAUAUCAGCAAAACUAAAUCUAUUAAUAAUAUAACCAAAAUUUCAACUCAGUGUAAGAAAAUAAUUCGCAUAGUGAACUAGAGAAAUACUUAAAUCCAAAAUAAACGUUGACAAAUACAUAUCCGAAGCAAUAAGCUAAUAUAAUUAAUAAUGAAUUGUCAAUUCCUUAAAAUUAGCUUAAUAUUUAAUAGUAGAACACUAUUUAACAAAAUAUAUAAAAAAAUAUGCAAAAUUUUAUUAAAUUAAAUAACUUUUAAAGCAAUAAUUAGCAAAUGUAGCUGUAUUAGCAACCUCUAUAAAGCCAACAUCAAAGAGCUAUUUCAAAUUAAGUAAAUGAAAUAGAAAACUUUUCUCUACAAGAAGAAAGCGAUUUGCUUAAUUUUGAUUAUGAUGAACUGUAGACACAAUCAAGGAUUAAUAGCAAAAAUUCUCCUAAUCUUUAUUCAAAAAUUUAAAAUUAAAUAAUAUCUCUAGACUCUCCUUUAAGGAAAAGGUCUAAAAAUAAUGAAGUUAUUUCUUCAUCUCUCCAAAUAACAAAAUAAUUCUAAAAUGGAUAAAAUGUGAAUUAGUAUUCUUUUAUGUUACCUAACAGCUCUCAUGAAAAUGAUGUAAUUGGGUCUCCUUAAAAUAUGUAAUAAAUUGGUAGUAUUUCACCUUUUUACAAUCCUUAUCAUAAUUAAAAUUAAUAUCAUUAGUAAAGUCCAGAUUUUAAAAAUUAAAACUCCAUUUCAAACAACGUAAGUAGAAAUUAAUUAAGCAAUAAUUCUAAAGAAUUUUAAAGGAUUCAAGUUACAGAUUAGCAGUAAAUAGAUAGCAUUUAAAACAAUUAAAUGAGUUAUCACAAUAUGAACAAUAAUAGUUAGUAAUAGUUUUAAUUAUUAUCUUAAAAUUAAGAUAUGUAUAAUUUGAGAUAGAAUUAAAAUGAAAGAAUCAAUUAAAAAUACUAGUAAAUGUAAGCUUCUAGUUACCUUUAAUACAGUGAUGCAAUAAAUAAAGAACUAGAAUAUAAAAAGUAAGCUUUAGCUCUUGCAAACAAAAGAAGUAAAUCAUAAAACUAGUCUUAGCAUGCUUAGUAACAGAAUCAAAUUAUUAAGUUGCAUAAAAAUAGUGCAGAUAAUCUAAAUAAUACUGCUGAUGACGAAUUUAAUCAAGAUUAUCCAUCAAAUUAAAUAGGAUAAGAGCUAAUUAGAGAUAUAUUUGAAGCAGAAAGCGAAUUGAAACUUCUUAAUUAGAGAUAUGAAGUCCUUCUAACUGAAUCUAGAAAUGAAGAAAAUUCGAAGAAAAAAAGUGAGAUCCGAAAAGAGCUUAUUACCAUAAAUGAAAAAAUAAAAGUAUUAAAUGAAAAGCUAUAUGUACUGAAAAAGAGAGAAAAAUUCAUAAUGAAUUAACAAUUUUAAAAAACUUAAAAUUUCUAAGAAUAGUAACAAAACUCUCAAUAAGUAUAAAAAAUGUAAUUAAAAGAUAAUAUUUAAUUUCAAUAAUAAUAAUUCUAAGAUCCCUACUAAAAUUAGCAAUACAAUUAGUAAUGA
Messenger RNA from Tetrahymena thermophila SB210, 3765 nucleotides. RefSeq lists its product as hypothetical. Lineage: Eukaryota; Ciliophora; Oligohymenophorea; Hymenostomatida; Tetrahymenidae. The record is from RefSeq and is a predicted model, not a curated record. The transcript has 3 exons.